Molecule: messenger RNA, 1913 nt
Organism: Petromyzon marinus (sea lamprey)
Lineage: Eukaryota; Metazoa; Chordata; Hyperoartia; Petromyzontiformes; Petromyzontidae
Gene: SNAPC2
Product: small nuclear RNA activating complex polypeptide 2
Biological process (GO): snRNA transcription
Cellular component (GO): nuclear body
Molecular function (GO): RNA polymerase II general transcription initiation factor activity
Source: RefSeq, a predicted model, not a curated record
GGUGUAGAAAUCGGAAUCGAAAUUUCUAUUUAAUGGAAUCAAUUUCCAAUCCCACAGCCCGCAGUGCGUUAAAACGAAUCGAUUAUUCCCCACUGGCACACGACGCCCGAAUCCAAAUAUCGAUUCGAUUUCCCAAGCGGUUCAGCUCGGCGGCGGGUGCGUGGAGACGUGAAACGUCCCGAGGUCUUUAACGUGUGGGGGUCACGUGGAGGGUGUGGUGCGAGUUGCGUGUUGCGGGUCGUGGGUUCAGGGCCGCAGCAAUGAAGCCCCCAAACCGGCAGCGUUCGGCCCCUUCGCGAUUCACCGUCGACAACGGGGCGCGAGGGAGCAAUGGCGGCGGCGGCGGCGUCGCCCGGCCCCGAGCGUGGCUCCGCCGGGAGAAGCGCGACGUCCUCCGGGCUCUACGCGAGCACCGCGGCAGGGCCCCCGCGAGCCCCGGGAGCCUCGCAGCGGCCAUCGGCUGCGCCCUGCCCGGCCGCACCCACGCCCAGCUGGAGGCUUUCCUGCUGAAGCGCGGACCGGGGUCGCGGUGGUGGCAGUGGUGUGGAGGGGAGGGGAAUGACGACGACGACGAGGUGGAUGAGGAGAGAAGAUCGCCACUGGAUCGGUGGAUCGAGGUGGCUGAGCGGGCCUCGGGCACCGUGGUGGACACCACUUCGACCGCGUUCAUGCAGGUUUUCACGAUCGGCGAUCUUGAAACUCACCAACCGGGGUCUCCCUCCCUCAACCCUCGCUCCCCCGGGGUCUCCCCGACCCCCGCUACGGCCGAGCCGCUGCUGCACCCCCCGACAGCCGCCCACCGCAGUGGGGGACUCGACCGCUCCCCGCGGGGAGCGCAGCAAGAGGAGCAGGAGGGGGGUGAGGCCCUGAGCCUGGGCUGUGUCUACAAGUACCUGGCAUCGGCCUUCAAGGCGGGACCACCGCCCCCCAUCAACGCCAAAGAGAGUGCGCUGGUGCUUCAGCUGCUGGACGACCUGGAGGAGGAGGUGCGGUGCCUGAGCUCCACGCCGCUCCGCCGGUUCCUCCGGCGCGCUCAGCACCACCUCACGGGGCCUGCGGAGUCGGACGUGGAGAUACGGGGAGGAGAUGCGGAGGCACACGGAGAUGCGGAGGCACACGGAGAUGCGCAGGCACACGGAGAUGCGGAGGCACACGGAGAUGCGGAGGCACACGGAGAUGCGGAGGCACACGGAGAUGCGGAGGCACACGGAGAUGCGGAGGCACACGGAGAUGCGGAGGCACAUGGAGAUGCGGCGAUAGGGGGAGACGCUGGUAUGAGAGACACAGAGACACGGGACACCAUGAGGAUCACGGACAAGAAAACCUCUCUUGGCAGUGGUGUGGCCGAUGGGGGUGGCGUGCCCAGUAUGGGUGGUGUGGCCGCUAGGGGUGGUGUGACGGCGCUUGUUGAUACGCGGCUCUCGUCGCCGCCCGCGUUGCCCCUCAACCCGUUCUGUGUUCCUGCUCGGCUUCUCGUGCUGACCUCCAAUCCACCGCCACGACCUCCAAUCCACCGCCGCGACCUCCAAUCCACCACCGUGAACCUCCAAUCCACCGCCGUGAACCUCCAAUCCACCACCGUGAACCUCCAAUCCACCACCCAUUGAGAUGCGAAAUCGUUGCUGGCCAGAGUUAUGCCACACGAGGACAGAAGCGAGUUCCAAACCCGAACUGUGCGGUUGAGGGAGGGGGGGAGGAUGAGGGAGGGAAUGAGGAGUAGGAUGGAGGUGGAGUAGGGAGGGUGAUUGUUUUGCGUCUCUGAGUGAGGGCUGUCCAGCGUGGACAAGAGCAGGAGUCUGAAAUCGCCUGGGCAAUCAUCACGGCGACUUUAUUUCGCUCACAAACGUUCACGCGAGCGAACUGUGCAUGGCACUUUGUAUAUUUUUCAAUAAAAGCCUUUCUCUUUGGUUGUU